Messenger RNA from Microbotryum saponariae, 1070 nucleotides. Lineage: Eukaryota; Fungi; Basidiomycota; Microbotryomycetes; Microbotryales; Microbotryaceae. The record is from the annotation of a GenBank genome assembly.
AUGGGUUGUAUAAGAGCUGGAAGAACUGGGUGUGCUCUCUUGACUUUCUUCUCCAUACUUUCCUCACCUUGUCACUUGUUCCUCACCGUUAUUAUCAUGCUCGCUUGCACCUCCACUCUUCUCUCGGGUGAGACUGUUCUUGCACUAUACCGAGCCUUUUCGAAGGCUCGAACUGACUUUGUCCCUCACUUCAUAGUCUCCCUUAUCUCAUUGACCAAGCUCGUCACUGCUCUGCCCACCUUCGGAAAUGACUAUCUCCUGGGCCCUCGCGAGCUCCUAGUGUCUUCUCACGCCGACCUCCGCGUGCGAACCACCUCGGCUACCUCCAACGGUUCCGUCUCAAACUUCGCCAAGUCCGCGAUCAACAGCGUUGCGGGAAUUUAUGUCUGUGGUCUGGAUUGCGCGGAUCUUUGGACGGUUUGUGAGUGGUCUCUCCUGCGUGAAUAGGGGCUUACGGCUGCUGUCAGUUCAGUCGUUGCUAACGAGGAUCUUGAUCUACGGUGGCUCUGCGGAUGAUGCAGACACGAAAUGUGAUCUCACCAACUCGACGUUAGUCGACAGCUGCUUGUGCAACGUCGAUGCUGUGAGAUCCCUUCCCCUGAGGACCGGCCGAGGUGAACGGUAGACGAACGAGCUGCUGACGCCUAUCGGCUCUUCACUUCUCUCCCAGAACGACGCUUGGGCAACAUGCACCUCGUGCAUUGCGGUACGUCAAGGGAACAUCACCGCUCAACUGAACUAUACUGGCACCACGCAAAAUGUCUAUGCUUCCGGAUGUGGGAGGGCGUAAGUCUGCAGCUUAGAACAUCGAUGCGAGCUUUUUCCGACUCAUCUGAUGACGUUGAUCGAUCUACCUCAUUAUUAUUGCCAGUCUCAACUAUACCACGAGUGCCUUGGUAGCAACCUACACCAGCUCCAGUUCGAGUUCGACGCCCACCUCGUCCAAGUCUGCCUCGUCAACCUCAAUGGGAAAGACUUCGUCCGCAGCGGCUAGUUCGGUCUACAUGACCGAGGGCCGCAAAUUAUUUUCCAUCUUGUCGAUGGUGGUCGUUGGACUUUUUGUGUUGUGA